GCCUCUCGGUACUUGAUUGCGCGGUGAUUGAAUCCAGCUCGAUUGCGUGCCGCUUUAAAGGAGCCUUCUGAAGAAAAACACCACACUCUCCUCUCCAGUCUCUCUCUCUCCGACGCACCGGCUCCUUCACUAUAUCACCUCUCUCUCUCUCUCUGCCAGGCUAGAACAUUGUGUCCUUUUGUGGGUGUUGAGGGGAAAAAUGACUGCAAAGCAUCGAAGAGGGAAAGGCAAUCACAAAAACGAAGAUAACUUUUUCAAAAAUGAAGUGGCGGAGUCUGAAGUUCGCGGUGGAUCCAACAAUUACGCACUGCAUCUGGUUUUAUUCUUACUGGUUGUGGUCUGCGGUGCCACCGGAGCGUGGUUCUGUUUCCAGCAGCACCAAACUUUAACCUACUUAACAGACAACCUCAUGGGCAUGCAGAUGAAGAUAGUGAAGCUCCAGUCCUCCCAUGAACAAAUGCGACAGUCAAGUAGUGAGCACGUCUCAGAGAGCCUGGAGACCCGCCUGAAUGCCCUGGAGGACUCUUACGCGCUGGCCCAGAAACAGGUGGGCAUGGCCUUGGCCACGGCCGAGCAGCUCAAGACGUCCGACCUCCCCGCUCAGGUGCUGUCGCUCCACACGGAGAUGAAAGCCCGCCUGGCGGAGAUGCAGCAGGCCACCGUGUCUCUGGAUCAGCUGAGCCAGCUGCAGGGCAUGCUGAAGGGGAAGAGCGAGGAGUUCGAGGGCGUCAGGAUUCAGGUGGAGGGCCUGGCCUUGCUGAGCGCCGAGCUGUCCCAGAGGGUCGAGGGCUUGACCGGGAGCGUGGGAGAGGCGGAGUCCAAGCUGGAGGAGAGAGGCGGACAGGUCGCCACGCUGAGCGCCACCCUGGACGGACAGGCCGCCGAGGUGCUCCGACUGAAGGAGCAGCUGGAGACCUACCAGGCCCAGCUGGAGGCCAGCACGCUGGAGAUGGCUACUGUCAGAGGGUUGCUUGAGAGUGAACAGUCCCAGCAGCUCGAGCAGGCCAGUGUGGAGGAGCAGCUCAGUAUGCCAGUGGGACAGACGGAGGAGGAAGAGACGGCGCCUCCCGCAGCUGAAGGAGAGGCAGCAACUGAAGAAGAGGCACUUCCUGUAGAUGUAGAACAAGAGGCUUCCGACACAGAAGAAACAGCACCUCCUGCAGCUGAAGAGGAGGCAGCAGCAGAAGAAGCAACUGAAGAAGAGGUGCUUCCUGCUGAUGUAGAACAAGAGGCAGUCCCAGAAGCAGAGGCAGAUGAAGGAGGAGAGGCAGCUGCACAGGAUGAAGCUCCUGUCGAGCAGGAGGACUCUGUGACAGAUGAAACUGCUCCUGCAGAGGAGGCUGAGGCAGUAACGGAGGAUCAGACGGAGGAAGACGAGUUAGUAGCCGUAUCAGAAAAGACUGCAGAGGAGGGGGUACAAAGUGAAGAGGAGAACCAGGAAGCCGACGAAGAGGAGACACACAAAGCAGAGGAGGAGAACGAAGUGUCUGAAGGAGAGGAGGGACUAGGAGAGGAGGAGGAGGAGGUCUCAGAAAGACAGGAAGAACCGCAGGAUGUAGCAGCUGAAGAGGAGGCAGAGGAGAUGGAUGAAGGAGAGGAGCCAUUAGAAAACGAUGCUUUACCAGAGGAUGAAUUAUAAAGUGCACGUUACCAGAACGGGACUUUUUUUUUCCACACCGGACAUAUCCACGGAGGAGGAUGGGAACUUUCUCGGUCUAAAAAUCACAGUCAACAAUAUGAUGUAGGAAGGCAUUACUGAUUGCUGUUGUUUAGGUGCAGUAUUCAUUAUGUGGUUGCUCUUUGAAACCUCAGUCAGAAGAAAUCAGUCGCUGUACCCUGGAGCUGAAACCUGUACCUCAACAUAUGACAUGGCUGUUAGUUAGGAAAUGAGUAAUUCAGGGUUUACCUGCCAGUAACAACCUCUAAAGCCUUAAUCCAUAAAAGAAUGACUUUCUGUCUUUCUGCAGAGCGUUUUCCACUCUUCACAACACACUUUUUAUUUUAUUUUUGUCAACGUUACGUUCUGUACUAAACUGGAAAACAAGAAGCCAAUGACAUAUAACUGUUUAUCAAUGCACUUGAAGCCAUAAGUAAUGCCUGUCGUGGUGACAUUAAAAUGUGUUUCUUUUUGUCACUGCCUGAAAUGUAUUGAGACAAUAUCUUAGGAGGAAAACACAGCUGCAGUAACUUAAUGUGUCCCAGUUGUUUACACAGGCAACUAAAGAGCUAUAGCAUAAAAAGAGAAAAAGCGUCUUUCAUAAGACAAACAAGAAUUCCUGAAUGUUUUUAAAGUAUAGGACAAACUGUAG
This is a messenger RNA of Sebastes umbrosus (honeycomb rockfish), 2309 nucleotides long. Its product is annotated as serine-aspartate repeat-containing protein I-like. The transcript has 5 exons. Bases 200 to 1639 code for a protein of 479 amino acids. The record is from RefSeq and is a predicted model, not a curated record. NCBI's taxonomy places the organism in Eukaryota, Metazoa, Chordata, Actinopteri, Perciformes, Sebastidae.